AUGAUAAAAAUGUCCACGCGUAACUCGUUCUGGAAUUAGCAUAUUGCCGUGAAGCCCAGAACACGACCAACACCUGUUCGCGUCGUUAUAAUUAGUACAAACUCCAGUUUCGUCUGGAUUCUGGGAAUAUACCAAGAAUAUUGAUCCUUCUAGUACGCAUGUGCUACAUCGUAUGCUGAAAACUGCUGCAGUUACUUCCACUCCUAUUACCGUGCGGGAAACAACAUCAUCUUAAACGAAACUACGCAGUGGUUUCCAUAUGAGUUGUAAGAAUGGGUUUGAAGUGUCUGCUGGUUGUUAUGUGUGUUUGGGCUUGGUUAGGAUCGUUGACUUUUGCAACUUCUGAUGAUGGGUUGAUGAGGGUUGGUCUAAAAAGGAGGAAUUUAGACCUUCAGAGUCUUAAAGAUGCAAGAAUCAAAGAGUUCGUUCGUCCUACUGAUUUAGGGGGUGAUCAAAAAAAUUGUUGUGAUGAAGAUAUAAUAUAUCUUAAGAAUUAUGUUGAUGCACAAUAUUUUGGGGAGAUUAGUAUUGGUUCACCCCCUCAAUACUUCAAUGUUGUGUUUGACACUGGCAGCUCAAAUCUUUGGGUUCCAUCUUCCAAAUGCAUCUUCUCUGAACACCUUGCAGUAUCCCUUAUGGCCAAGGAUCUAUUUAUGGAUUCUUCAGCCAAGAUAAUGUACAAGUUGGAGAUGUCAUCAUCAAAGAUCAAGAAUUUGCGGAGAUUACAAGAGAGGGAUCAUUCGCACUUUCUGCACUUCCAUUUGAUGGCAUACUUGGACUCGGGUUCCUGGAUGCUGCAAUUGGAAAAGUCACACCAGUUUGGUGAAUGCAGGUAUAAUAUGAUAGAACAAGGGCAAAUAUGCCACCAAAUUUUCUCUCUUUGGCUAAAUCAAGAUCCAAUAGAAGAAAUGGGGGGUGAAAUUGUCUUUGGUGGUAUUGACUACAGGCAUUUUAGAGGUGAACACACAUAUGUUCCCCUUUCUCAAAAGGGUUAUUGGCAGAUUGAUGUGGGAGAUGUUCUAGUUACAAGUAACUCAACAGGGUUGUGUGAGGGUGGCUGUGCUGCAAUUAUAGACUCUGGGACAUCUCUAAUUGCUGGUCCAACUAGUGUUGUGACUCAAAUUAACCAUGCCAUUGGAGCAGAAGGGUAUGUUAGUUUUGAGUGUAAAAGCAUUCUCCAUAACUAUGGGGAUUCAAUAUGGGCAUCCUUAAUUGCUGGGUUAAAUCCAGAACUUGUAUGCAGUGACAUUGGACUCUGUUCAAACAACGGAUUUAACACAAUGGAUGAUGUUAUUGAAACAGUGGUGCAUAAUGAAAGUUGGAAUGGAUCACCAAUAAGGGAGAGCCCCUUUUGUUCCUUUUGCAAUAUGAUUGUCCUUUGGGUCCAAGUUCAGAUUAAGCAAAGCAAUGUGAAAGAAAAAGCAUUUAAAUAUGUGGAUGAGCUGUGUGAGAAGCUUCCAAAUCCCCCGGGACAUUCAUUUAUAAACUGCAAUAGUAUUUCUUCCAUGCCACACAUCACAUUCACGAUUGGAAACAAAUCCUUUCCCCUCUCUCCAGAACAGUAUGUACUUCAAUUUGAAGAAGGCUGUUCUACUGUCUGCUAUGGUGGUUUUGUUGCUAUAGAUGUUCCUCCUCCACAGGGUCCCCUCUGGGUUCUUGGAAAUAUAUUCUUGGGGGCAUAUCAUACAGUAUUUGACUAUGGAAAUCUCCGUAUAGGAUUUGCAGAAGCUGCAUAAUUAUAGCUUGGUGAUAUUACUUCACCAAAUUCGUUUUGAAUAAUAAAAAUGGAGGUCUGCAUGAUCCACAAAUAAUAAAUGCAGCUCUUGAGAAUUUGUCUCAAGGUCUCUAUUCAGCUGUAAAUGGUGAUUGGAAUAUUCUAUGAAUAAAAUUUGUGAUAUUUGUUCCCAAGUGUUAAAAUGAGAGAAAAACAAGAGUAAAAGAAUAUAUAAGGCAGAAAAACUUUCAAGAGAGAGAUGCUUAAUUAACUGUGCAUUUAUUUUACAGUACUAAAUACAUCUUAUAAAUGUCAAAACCCUCUAUGGCAGUAAAAGCCUUUUACUCAUCAGUGAGUAAAAAAGGGAUUGUAAUAAAAAUAGGUGUAAAAAAAAAUAUGGAUCCCUUCCCAAAAUUAAGUUGUUUUCAUCUCGUUUAGGAAAACAGCUAUACCAGAAACUGAACCUCUACUCUAUCACUAAUCACUUGUCCUGACAAAAUUUUUUGUUUAAAUUAUAUAUGAAGUAAUCACUUUAAUUGGUAUUCUAAUUUAGUAAGAAAAACAUUUGCAUUGAAUAUUCAGUUACUCCCCUUUAGCAUGAAAAUCUUUGACGAAAUGCUAAGAAAAAAUAAAUACAUAUGUCCAGUCAGAACUUUAAUCAAGCAUAUUAUGAGCAUAACCUGACGAGCAAAUUUGCCAGAGACUGUACAACUUUUGAAAUAGGGAUGUUACUCGGACUUUCGAUUUGCUACUUGAAUCAACUUAUCAGGAAUCUAUACGUCGACCUUAAAUUUGUGAAAGUUUAAGUUACUGAUCAAUGAUUCUUUGAAUAAAUCCUGA
Vigna radiata var. radiata (mung bean) is the source of this 2554-nucleotide messenger RNA. RefSeq names its product cyprosin. The coding region runs from base 273 to 1736 and encodes 487 amino acids. Gene Ontology annotation, molecular function: aspartic-type endopeptidase activity. Lineage: Eukaryota; Viridiplantae; Streptophyta; Magnoliopsida; Fabales; Fabaceae. Gene Ontology annotation, biological process: lipid metabolic process; proteolysis. The record is from RefSeq and is a predicted model, not a curated record. The transcript has 13 exons.